Molecule: messenger RNA, 3104 nt
Organism: Linum trigynum
Lineage: Eukaryota; Viridiplantae; Streptophyta; Magnoliopsida; Malpighiales; Linaceae
Source: the annotation of a GenBank genome assembly
CUUUACAAGAUUUUAUCUAAGGUCCUGGCUAAUCGACUCACGCAAAUUUUGGCCAAAGUGAUUAAUGAGUUUCAGAGUGCUUUUGUUCCUGGGAGGUUAAUCACGGAUAAUGUUAUGGUGGCUACUGAGUGCUUCCACUCAAUGAAAGGCAAGAUAAAAGGGAAGAAAGGCUUUAUGUCAGCCAAAUUGGACAUCUCAAAAGCUUAUGAUAGGGUGGAAUGGGACUUUCUAGAGUUUAUUAUGCUUAAAUUGGGGUUCAAUGACAGAUGGGUGGCGAUGAUUAUGGCUUGUGUUAAGAUUGUUUCCAACUCGAUUAUGGUUAAUGGCUUUUAAACAUAGACCUUUUUUCCUACUCGAGGGUUGAGACAAGGAGAUCCAAUAUCCCCUUACUUAUUCUUAUUCAUUGCGGAGGGGUUAUCUACUCUAAUUUCGAAGGCUGAGAGAGACAAGAGGAUAGCAGGAAUACAAGUUAAAAGAGGAGCUCCUACGAUCUCUCAUCUACUCUUGGCAUAUGACAGUGUUCUGUUUACAAAAUCCAUGACUCCAGAAUGUAUACAAUUGAGACAUAUCCUGACCCUGUAUGAACAGGAAUCUGGACAGAAGGUGAAUCUUGAGAAAUCCAAAAUUUCUUUCAGCCCUAAUGUGGAGGAGGUAAAAAGGCAGGAACUGGCUGCCAUUCUUGGAAUGAAGGUACCUUUUCAUACCAAAUAUCUCGGCCUACCCACUAUAGUUGGAAGGAGGAAGGAGGUUUUCAGCUAUCUUGUUGACAGGGUCAGAAGGAAGGUGAAGCUGUGGAAAUAGAAAUUGCUUUCUUUUGGAGGGAAGGAGGUCUUGAUAAAGGCGCAGUAGCCCAAGCACAAAUGACUUACGCAAUGCAGGUUUUCCUAAUCCCUAUAUCAGUAGCUCAAGAAAUUCAGAGUAUCGUUUCGAACUUCUGGUGGGGACAACAAGACUCAGAAUGCAGGACUCAUUGGGUUAGUUGGCAAGAGCUGUGUAGAUCCAAGAAACUAGGGGGUCUUGGAUUCAGGAAUUUGCAUGAUUUUAAUAUUGCUCUUUUAGGAAAACAGUUGUGGAAGAUGAUUCAAAAUCCAACUUCUUUAGUCUCAAGAGUGAUGAAGGCCAAGUAUUUUCUGACUUGUGACAUCUUGGAAGCAGAAGGAGGGUAUAACCCUAACUAUAUUUGGAGGAGCAUCCUAGCUGCUAAAGAAUUCAUGAAGGAAGGAUUGCGAUGGAGAGUAGGAAAUGGAAACAAAAUUGAUAUUUGGCAGGACAAAUGGGUUCCUACCUCCCUAAACUAUCGAGUUCAAUCGCCAGUUUCCUUAUUUGUCUCAAACACAUAAGUGAAUGAGCUUAUGGACACAGAGACGAGAACCUGGAAUCAUGCUCUAUUACAAACUCAUUUUCUCCCUCAAGAUAAACAAAAUAUUUUGAGAAUCCCAAUAUUGAGACAACCAGCAGAAGACAAGAGAAUCUGGGGAAGGGAUAAAUCUGGUCUAUACUCUGUGAAGUCGACUUAUAAGGCGUUGAGAGCUAGCAAAGAGGCAGAAAUGGGAGAAAUCUACACCCCUAUUAACUGGGAACGAAUUUGGAAGCUCCAAAUCCCUCCUAAAGUUAAAGUGUUUGCAUGGAGAUGGAUUCGCAAUAUCAUACCAACAGGAGCUAAUAUUCUUAAGAGAACGACUAAAGGGUGCGAUGAAUGUCCAUUUUGUGGACAAGAGGAGACACAAAACCAUCUCUUUCAAGAUUGUAGUUGGGUUAGGAGAGUUUGGUGCCCUAGUUCCUUAAAGCUUUGUUUCCAGAAGGGUAAGGAUCUAACCUGCGAAGAGUGGAUGGUGGCUCUCCAGGAGACCGAGACCGAGUCUGACGAGCAGAUAGUCCUAUUUCUGGCGGCCCUCUGGUUCAUAUGGGGAGAACGGAACAGUCAGUGUUGGAACAAGAAGAAACUGGAGGAAUUCAAAAUAAUGGGAAAAGCGGAGCGUUGGUUGGAUGAGUACCUGGAAUAUCAGCAAAAAGGAUCGGAGACGGCUCCCAGGCAUGUGGCUCGAUGGAAACCUCCAGACAUUGCCGCUUUCAAGAUCAAUGUCGACGCAGCAACGUUUGCCGGAGCUGGCACCGGGUUGGGGAUUGUGGUUCGGGAUAGAAAUGAGGGUUUUUGUUGUGCUGCGGUUAGAAGAACAAGAAUUCAAUGGCCAGCGGAAUUAGCUGAGUUGCAAGCUAUAAAGUUUGGAUUAGAGAUUGCGAUGGAGAAGGGUUUUGUGCCUGGAGAAAUGGAUUCGGAUUGUCUCAGGGCUGUGCAACAAAUUGAAAAGGAAGAGAUGUCGAUGUUGGAGGAAGGAGUGGGGAGCGCUGAAGUGCGAGAGAUGAUCGACAAUUUCGAUGGGUCGAUGGAGAUCCGGUUUGAGGGCCGAGAAAGCAAUAAGGCGGCCCACACUAUGGCCCAUAUCCAACGUGGGUGGGAUGAAACUGAACUUUGGGCCUCUAGGCCACCAAUUUUCCUGGUGGACCAACUUAUCCUUGAUUCCUGUAAUAUUUCACAUUAAUGAAAUAAUACAGGUUGUUCUAUAAAAAAAAACACUGUUAAAGAAUUGGACGGAACUGGCUAUAAGUGGUAUUUCUAAAAAAAUGGUUAUUAUUGGCACAAACGCGAAAGUUUUGGCUAUACAAGUAUAUUUUGCCUUUUUAUUAUCAUAUAUUUGUGUUUGUAAAUUAAGUGAAGUUGUGAAUAGGAUUAUUGACGGUUACGGUUUAAUCAAGUUUGGAUCUAUUAAGUUAUGGGUUAAUCAAGUUGUGUAUUAAUCGGGUUAAGAUUAAUCGAGUUGCAGACCAGUUGAUUUACAGGUUGAUCGAUUUGCGGAUCAAUUGGGAUAUAGGUCCAACGAAUUACGAAUCACUAAAUUUUAGUCAAUUCAAAUAGCUGCCGAGUUACGAAUCGAGUUGAUCAAACAGUUUACUUGUAUCAUAUUUUUUUUUGGGACAUGUGUCUAUUAUUAACUGUAUAUAUAAAAUCAGGCCAAGAUCAGGUGACUAAGUGAAUCUCAGCCACUCAACCUCAUUUAAAUCCAAGGGCUUCUAUUAAUUCAAUUUAAUGAAGGGUAAUGUAGUAA